AGAGAAGUCUAGGGGUAGCAGUUAGCAAUGAGCUUGACACUGUCUGUUUGGGGAAUCAACAGUAAUAGCUUUGGGAAGCCACACUCUGAAGACUCCAGUCCACAAAGCACCUUCCAUCAAGACUUACAGGAUCUUAGUGGUGAUGCAACCCUUUUAAAGAGUUUUAAAUGGCUUUGUUCUUCAGUGGAUACUCUGUAAGGAUCAGGAUGUCUCCAAGACUGCUCUCUACCAGCAAGGACAAGAAACGGAUGAAUUAUGAGUCUUGACAAUUGCUGAUCUUGGGCUUCUGGGGAGGUCCUUUAUUAAAUUGAAAUCUUAGUGCCCUCCUCACUACCUCCAAGUGCUUCCUUGCCUGAACCCCCAGUCAUCUCCCAACUGGAAAAAAUGCUUGGAAACAACACGACUGUGAUGACUCUGACUCCUGGCAGCGUAGUAUAUAUCAUCAUAGAGAUUAUUAUUGGACUUUGUGCCAUUGUAGGCAAUGUGCUGGUCAUCUGGGUGGUAAAGUUGAACCCAAGCUUGCAGAAUACCACCUUCUAUUUCAUUGUCUCUUUGGCCCUGGCUGACAUCGCUGUGGGUGUGCUGGUCAUGCCUCUUGCCAUAGUGAUUAGCUUGGGCAUUAUUAUUCACUUCUAUAAUUGCCUUUUUAUGACCUGUCUGAUGUUGGUCUUUACCCACGCCUCCAUCAUGUCCUUGCUGGCCAUUGCUGUGGACCGCUACUUGAGGGUCAAGCUCACUAUCAGAUACAAGAGAGUGACCACUCAGAGAAGAAUAUGGAUGGCCCUGGGGUUCUGCUGGCUGGUAUCGAUCCUGGUGGGGUUGGUCCCCAUGUUUGGCUGGAAUCAGAGAAUGAACCCAGGGGGCUCUGGAAACUCCAGCUUCCUCCCGUGCCUCUUCCGCUCAGUUAUGAGGAUGGACUACAUGGUCUAUUUCAGCUUUUUCACCUGGAUCCUCAUCCCACUGGUCAUCAUGUGUGCCAUCUAUGUUGACAUUUUCUAUGUCAUCCGGAACAAGCUCAGACAGAACCAAUGUGGCUCUAAAGAGACAGGGGCCUUCUAUGGGAGGGAAUUCAAAACAGCCAAGUCCUUGCUUCUCAUCCUCUUCUUGUUUGCCUUGUCCUGGCUGCCUUUGUCCAUCAUCAACUGUGUUUCUUAUUUCUUCCCUGAGGCUGAAAUACCCCACCUCUUGCUUGCUUUGGGCAUUCUGCUGUCCCAUGCCAACUCUAUGAUGAAUCCCAUUGUAUAUGCUUUCAAAAUAAAAAAGUUCAAGGAAACCUACCUCCUAAUCCUCAAAUCCUACAUCCUACACAUGUCUUCUGAUUCCUCGAGCACUGAGCAACCUUCCGAAAAGAAAUCCUGGGAGUGACGUGGCCAGUCCCCUUGACCUCGUCACUUCCUUUGCUGGAGACCAAAGGGGUCCUUUGCUUCAUCACCCCAUUAACUGGAUCUACGCCUCUCUCUGUCUUUGCUCUGCAGAGGAUUGGACUCCAGAUGACAACUAUUGGAAAACUCCACGCCCCAUACUUUGCUUUCUUCUGAGGAAGUCAGAGCAAUAAGUGACAGAGAUUGCUCCAUUUUUUUAUCAGUAAAAUGGGAACUAAAAGACUCAGUAGGUGGUAAACAUGUUGGGUGAUGAUUGAGUUCUGUACCCUUGUAUCUACCCUCCUCCUAACAACGGCCCCAUUCUUUUUUUUUUUACUUGUGGGUUUUUUUUUGGGGGGGGUAGAGCAAUGAGGGUUAAGUGACUUGCCCAAGGUCACACAGCUAGUAAGUGUCAAGUGUCUGAAGCCGGAUUUGAACUCAGGUCCUCCUGAAUCCAGGGCCAGUGCUCUAUUCACUGCACCACCUAGCUGCCCCUGAUGGCCCCAUUCUUUUUAUUUUUUAUUUUAUUUUAUUUUUGAUGACCCCAUUCUUAAUACCUACUGGGAAGGAUGGGUGGGAAGCAGACUGAACAAAAUGAUGGUUUGAACUAUUGAAUUAACUUGUGGGUAUAUUUGAUGAAAUAAAAGAU
Molecule: messenger RNA, 2010 nt
Organism: Dromiciops gliroides (monito del monte)
Lineage: Eukaryota; Metazoa; Chordata; Mammalia; Microbiotheria; Microbiotheriidae
Gene: ADORA3
Product: adenosine A3 receptor
Exons: 2
Coding region: 385-1365 (326 amino acids)
Biological process (GO): G protein-coupled receptor signaling pathway, coupled to cyclic nucleotide second messenger; G protein-coupled adenosine receptor signaling pathway; chemical synaptic transmission
Cellular component (GO): plasma membrane; dendrite; synapse
Molecular function (GO): G protein-coupled adenosine receptor activity; G protein-coupled serotonin receptor activity; neurotransmitter receptor activity
Source: RefSeq, a predicted model, not a curated record